Molecule: messenger RNA, 2432 nt
Organism: Bombyx mandarina (wild silkworm)
Lineage: Eukaryota; Metazoa; Arthropoda; Insecta; Lepidoptera; Bombycidae
Gene: Scgalpha
Product: sarcoglycan alpha
Cellular component (GO): membrane; sarcoglycan complex
Molecular function (GO): calcium ion binding
Source: RefSeq, a predicted model, not a curated record
GCCGAACUCAAAAUAAAUAUUUACGACUUCAAUACGCAAGUAAAUAAAUAUAAAGGAAAAUGAAUGUUUGAUGUUUGAAGGGCAAGAAAUACGUAAUCGAUUAAUAGACACAAGUCUUGUAGUUGCUUCGUGUUUUGUUUUUAGUAUAAUUUUUUGUAGAGACAAAAACAUCUUUUAUUUUUAUACACAGUUUCACAUUCCAUCUGACUUUAAGUGCUAAUUUUAAAACGAAUCAUAUCGUGAAUGCCCUAUGAAAAGUGAAGCUUGGUCGCUUACGAACACGUGUAAAGUGUUAAAAAUAAAUUGGAUACAUAUUUGAUCAAUACUGGAAAUCAUGCCAUCUACAAUUUUGUUGAAAAAGAAGAUGAACUCGCGGAACUACAAUAAUGCCUAACUAUUUUGAAAUACCCAAAAAACAGCCAAACUCAUAAUUUUCUAAAGAUCACAUUACGUCUCUGUCUGACGGGCGUUCCCGCCUCGCACAUGCGAUCCAGGAUUCCCAUUUCCCAUUCCACUCACGAUCGCUGAGGUUGAAACCUUCAAUCGAUUUAUUUUCUAUUUACGUUAAUCAGGUCGUUGUUUUACUUCAAAUGGCCGCGGUGUGAACGAAAGGACCACAAUGGCAAACGCACUGCUGUGUUCGGCUUUGCUAACAGCGUGCCUGGUCUCCGCUCAGGUGCAUACGGCCGUCGAAACGGAAAUGUUCGCUAUACCAAUCAGCCCUAAUUUAUUUAAUUGGACUUACCAAGAGUUCGACCAGCAGUACCGGUUUCACGCGUCGCUGCUGGGUAAGCCUGAGCUACCACAGUGGCUUCACUAUAUCUACAGUGGGCGACAUCACUCUGGCUUCAUAUUCGGUACCCCACCCAGGGGCACCGAAGGACCUUUAACGCUGGAAGUAAUCGGUUUGAAUCGUCAAGACUUUGAGACGCGCCGCGUACUUUUGACCCUGAAGGUCGAGAAGAAGGAGAAGAUGGCCAGCCACGAAGUUGAGCUGAAGAUCGACAACUUGAACGUCGAGGACUUGUUAGACGCACACCGGAUGAAUCGUUUGAAAGAUAUUCUGAGGACCAAACUCUGGACGGAAAGCAGUCAAGAUCUGUACGCCACGUUCUUAGCUUCGGCCAUAGAUCUUGGUGCCAGAUUGCCGCUGAAACCCAGCGACGGUGAGGGGCUGGUGGUCCGGCUGGGCAGUUCGCACCCGUUCUCGUCCGAACUGAAACGUCUCCGCGAGGAGGUGCGCCCCCUGUCGAAGCUGCCGAGCUGCCCUCGCGACUACAAGAGGACCACAGUCGAAAGACUCUUCAGGGACGCCGGCCUCACCCUUGACUGGUGCAGGUUUGAGCUGUUGAAGACGUACUACAAGCCCCGCUCGACCGUCCAACUGGAGUACAUGAGCGACACCCCGGCGGGGGGGCGGCCCGGGCGUGCCUCCCCCGCCCCCGCCCCCUGGUCGGCGCCGGCACGGCACUCGCUGCCGACGCGGGGCUAUGCGCGGCAGCUGUCCGCCGUCCUGGCCGCGCCCCUGGCACUGCUGGCCGUGUCGGUCGCCGCCCUGACCGCGCUGGUCUGUUUCCAUUACGCUGCUGUGAACGAUCCAGAAUCCGAGAGCUUCUUCGAAAACAUAUUUCACAUUUGCAUUGAAUACAAACAAAGGAGAGCUCAGAAAUCAGCGAAAUCAGAGUUAGGUCGGCGCGGGACUGACAGUUCGGAGCAGCCUCAGCUCGCCGACAACAAUAGCUCCAAAAGUCUGGGCGCCAGUCCGAACAACAGCAUCGCUCGGUCUUACAGUCCGAAAUCGACACCGAAUCUAGCGAGCAACUACAACCGACCCCAACCCCCGCCCUACGCCGGCGCCCUGCACCACCGCAAGUCCACAGCAUCCACGCGAGGACACACCCCGGAACUCCUCCACGACCCCUCCAGAACGGUCCUGGAAGAAUCGUUGAAGCUACUAAACGAAGCGAACAUAAUUAAUUACGAAAUAAAAGAUCCGAUUGUCGAUAUCGCUGACGGCGCUGACGACUACGCCCCGAUCGAUGCUAACGAAACUGGUUUCUUGUCGGACACGACCGGUUAUUUGUCGAUGAAACCGGAUACAAACGGUAUUGACGUUCCGGACCUGGGCAAGUUCGGGCCGGUGGGCCCUAUGUGACAGGAGGUGACGGCGGAAGGCCGUCCGCCAGUCAAAACUUGGUUCUGUUAAGGUGGUGGAAGAAGACGGAUUUGCAUGUCGAAAAAAAAAAAAACGCUUUUACACCAUUUCGUAUUUCAUUUCCUUGGUUUUAUUUUCGUGACUAAUACUUUUAAGUGGGUUAGUUAUUAAUCCUGUAAAAAAGAUCGCAUAUAUAUCGACGCUUGAAAGGCAAACGUGACUAAGAGACAAUGCGUGGAACUUUACAGUAGACUAAUUUAAAAUUGAAAUACCUGAA